UUGCGUGGUUAGACCCGAGCCAACCCGAGCGUGCUCGUGGCUAUACAUAUUUGGAGUAUGUAUGGGUAUUUACACCAUGUGCUACACCGGGGAGUAAUUAAUACUGAUUAAUACAAAAAUGGCGCUUGCCCAUCGUAUUAAUGUAAAUAUUUGCCCUUUGUUAAACACAUUUUAUUGUAAAUGUGUAACAAAAACAACGAGAUUUGUAUCACAAUUACCUGGUUCAAAAAUGGGAUCGGCAGUCUUUCCUGGUAAUCAAACGUUCAGUGAGAUGAUUGCAUACAGACGUGAUCAAGCGCACAGGAGCAUUAUAGUAAAAGUGCAGUCGUUUAAUAUUGCUCCUAAGCUUUACCACUUUUGUUCAAGUUAUGGAAGGAUUUUAAAUGCAUUUCCUUACACUACCCUAGAUAAUCAGCGUUUUAUUUUAAUAGAAUUUGCCCAGAGUGAUAAUAUACAAGAACUUAGGAAUUGUACAAAUAAAUCUACAAGCAAUGCUGAAACUGUUUGUACAGUAUCACCAUUGUUUAUAUACACUCGUGCAGCAGGUUCUGAUUAUAAUAAUACGUACUUGUCGAACGAAGUUGCUACCUACCCUAAAUGUUUCCUUACAACACCGUCAAAAAUUACCAACAAGCUGAAACCACUGAAAACUGUGUCAGAACAAAUGGUCUGCCUUUAUGAUGUAUUGAAAAUUUCAGAGUUAGAUGUUAGAUUGAGAUUUUAUACCGCCGAACAACUGACGUAUUAUUUGUCUAGAUUAUUUAUGAAUUUAUAUGUCGUGCCGUUUGGCUCGUCUGUGAAUGGUUUUGGUCAGAAAGGAUGUGAUCUUGAUUUAGUAUGUAGAUCAUUUAAUCUUUCUAAACCUGGACAAAAACCAAAAUCAUUUCAUUUUCUCACACAAACUGUGACCUUUAGUGAUAAACUGAAGCAACGAGAAUUCUUAGAAACAGUGUCUGUAUUGAUGAAAACAUGUAUUCCUGGUAUUAGGAGCAUCAGAAGCAUUCUUGAAGCUCGGGUUCCAAUAAUUAAAUUCACUAACUACAAUACAAACGUACAAUGUGACCUUAGUAGUACCAACACGAUCGCGUUGUGUAUGUCUGAAAUGUUAUAUACUUACGGAGAGUUGGAUAGUCGUGUUAGACCGCUUGUUUGUACUGUUCGUAAAUGGGCGAAAGUUCAACAAAUAACAAGGGAUAAUCCAGGUCAUUGGAUUACAAAUUUCUCUCUUACUCUUUUAGUAAUAUUUUAUUUGCAGAUAAAGAAUAUAUUGCCUCCUUUAAACAAUUUAUUCUCUUAUACAAGUAAAGAGGUAAAACAUGUUGAUACUUCUUGGACGAAAAAAUUUUCAUCCAGCAAUGACGAAAGUCUGGACAAACUUUUGUAUGGAUUCUUUAAGUAUUACAGCGAGUUUGAUUUUAAAGUGCAAGCAAUUUGUGUUCGGGAAGGAAAAAUCAAAGAGAAAAAGGAGAAUUCUCCAAUUUAUAUUUAUAAUCCUUUUGAAAGAUCAUUAAACGUUAGCAAAAAUAUUAAUCAACUUGAAUUAGUACGUCUAUUACAUCAAUUUCAAAGUGCAUUAUAUACAUUUAUAACAACUGACGAAAGUGAAAUUAUUUUGAGCUUACUGAAUUACGUGACAAAUAACUCACCGUCGAAUGUUGAUAGAAAUAUUGUAUUAAAAGAACAAUCUGAAUUAUUGAACGAAGAGCUUUUAAGUACAAAUAAUUCCGAAAAGAUGAAGGAAAUUAUAAAAUAAUAAAAAAUACAGUAUCA
This is a messenger RNA of Osmia lignaria (orchard mason bee), 1770 nucleotides long. It is a transcript of the gene MTPAP, whose product is annotated as mitochondrial poly(A) polymerase. The record is from RefSeq and is a predicted model, not a curated record. Gene Ontology annotation, biological process: RNA 3'-end processing. NCBI's taxonomy places the organism in Eukaryota, Metazoa, Arthropoda, Insecta, Hymenoptera, Megachilidae. Gene Ontology annotation, molecular function: poly(A) RNA polymerase activity.